Messenger RNA from Stylonychia lemnae, 501 nucleotides. The record is from the annotation of a GenBank genome assembly. NCBI's taxonomy places the organism in Eukaryota, Ciliophora, Spirotrichea, Sporadotrichida, Oxytrichidae.
AUGGGUGGCACUUUAGGCGCUGCAGGGGCUUCAAUAGCAUCAGCUGGGUCUAAUGCCUCAUAGAUAACAGGAAGAAAUAACAACUCUUUUAAGGGUAUUUUGGAUAAUUUAGAGAGUCAAAUACUUUAGUUAAGAAGUGAACUUGAGUUCAACAAAAAAGAGGUGUAGUUGCUGGGUUAGGAUAAAGUAUAUGUGGAGCAGAAUGCAGAUCAAAGAACAAAAGAAAUCUAAAAGUAUUUAUCUAUUGAACUUCAAAGACUAGAUGAGGGAAUUCAAAAACACAGUACAAAACAAAAAGCUGAGAAUUCCAGAUUUUAAGCCCAGAUUGGUACUUGUAAAGAAAUCAGAUAAGAUUUAGAUGAACAAAUUUAGACAAUUAAGGCUAGGAUAAUUAAUGUGGAAAAUCAUCUCGGAGUUAAUAAAAAUUAGAAUGGCAGUUUGAUAUCAAAUCAUUAAAAAGGUCAUAGUCCUGCAAGAAGCUAAUAUUCAUAAUAUAAUUGA